AUGACCAGCAUCAAGACCAAGUCGCCAACGUCAGUCACUUAUCCUCGGAAUGAUCAUGGCAGCGCAGAAGUUGUGAACCCAAAUCCUGAGGCACCCCUUUCCCAAAAUGAACUAAAGAAUAGUGGUGGUUGCUUUGCCAGGGUGAGUUUAUUUAUGGCAACUAUCAUCCCACCGGGAGGUAUCGCCGCAAGCGCCUUCAACAUUGCCGCUUCAUCUGUUGGUGCCGGUAUCAUUGGCUUGCCUUCUGCCGCCAACAGCAGUGGGCUUGUGAUGGCGAUGAUUUAUCUUAUUAUCAUUACGGCAAUGUCUGUGUUUACAAUGCACAAUCUCGCAGUGGUUGCUGAUAAGACUAAUGUGUACACGUACGAAGGAGUUGCCCGUGUCCUGCUGGGUCGCUGGGGUAAGUACUACGUAGCUGUGGUUCGUGCUUUCCAUGGCUUUAGUGCAUGUGUGGCAUAUGUGAUUUCUGUGGGUGAUAUCCUGAGUGCUACCUUAAAGGGUACCAACGCUCCGGAUUUCCUGAAGCAGAAGUCAGGCAACCGACUGCUUACAAUUGGCAUGUGGUUAUGCUUCAUGCUUCCACUUGUAAUACCUCGGCGCAUUGACUCCCUACGUUAUGUUUCAACGUUCGCCGUCAGUUUCAUGGUGUACCUUGUCAUCGCCAUUGUAGUGCACUCAUGCAUGAAUGGGUUACCGGAAAAUAUCAAGAACGUCAGUGUGGGAAAGGAUGACAAUGCUGAGAUUAUAUUGUUUAACAGUGGGAACAGAGCCAUCGAAGGUCUUGGGGUGAUAAUGUUCGCAUAUGUGUGCCAAGUUGUCGCACUUGAAGUUUAUGAGAACAUGACAAACCGGUCCGUGGGAAGGUUCGUAAUUGCAUCUGCAAUUGCAUUGGGUAUCUGCUUCACAUUGUACGUAAUGACAUCCUUUUUUGGUUACAUGGACUUUGGUCGUGCUGUUACUGGCUCUGUGCUUCUGAUGUAUGACCCAGUGAAUGAACCUGCAAUUAUGGUCGGUUUCGUUGGUGUGCUCGUCAAGCUAUGCGUAUCAUACGCUAUUCUCGCUAUGGCUUGCCGCAAUGCACUGUAUGAUGUCGUGGGAUGGGAUGCCGACAAGGUUGCCUUCUGGAAGCAUUGCAUUGCCGUUGUUACUCUCUCUGUCGUCAUGUUGUUGUGUGGCUUAUUCAUCCCAAAGAUCAACACAGUUCUUGGGUUCGCUGGUUCCAUCUCUGGUGGAUCGCUGGGUUUCAUUCUUCCUUCCUUAUUGGUGAUGUAUUCCGGUGGCUUUACGUGGCAGAAGGUGGGUCCGUUUUAUUAUCUUACUACAUACGCUGUAUUACUUACAGGUGUUAUUGCCAUUGUAUUUGGCACGGGGUGCGCUAUCUGGGGAACUUUCACUGGUUAG
Messenger RNA from Trypanosoma brucei brucei TREU927, 1401 nucleotides. RefSeq names its product amino acid transporter, putative. Gene Ontology annotation, molecular function: amino acid transmembrane transporter activity. Gene Ontology annotation, biological process: amino acid transmembrane transport. Bases 1 to 1401 code for a protein of 466 amino acids. The transcript has a single exon. The record is from RefSeq and is a predicted model, not a curated record. NCBI's taxonomy places the organism in Eukaryota, Euglenozoa, Kinetoplastea, Trypanosomatida, Trypanosomatidae.